AGGAUGGAUGAAUUUGGAGAAACGAAGAAGAAGGUGGAUGUGGGUGUAAUUCUUGAUCUAAAUUCACUGGUUGGAUCAGUGGCGAACGCAUGCAUUCCCAUGGCCAUCUCAGACUUCUAUGCUGCUCAUCCUAAUUUCAGGACCAGAUUGUCUCUGCACGUUAGGAGCUCCGAUGAUGUUCUUGCUGCUGCUUUUACAGCACUAGAGUUGAUUAAUAAGGAGGAAGUUAAUGCCAUAAUCGGUCCCCAAACGUCAAUGCAAGCUAGAGUUGUAAUGGAUAUCGGCCAAAAGGCUCAAGUUCCCAUCAUUUCAUCUUCAGCAACGAGUCCCUCACUCUCCACAACCCAGAACCCUUUCUUCGUUCGAACAGCCUUAGACGAUAGCUCGCAAGCGAAAGCCAUCGCCGCCAUCAUUCAUGCGUAUGAAUGGCACGAAGUAGUCCUCCUCUACGAAAACACCGAAUACGGAAGCGGUUUAAUCCCCUACCUGUCAGACGAGUUUCAACGGUUCGACAUACGUGUGAGUUCGAGGUUUUCCGUCUCCACAAACUACAGUAACUUGACCAUCUUAAAGAUGCUCAACAACGUAAUGGCGAUGCAGACGAGAGUUAUUGUGGUACAUAUGACAUCUUCGUUAGGGUCCAAACUCUUUUUCCUUGCAAAAGAAGCAACCAUGAUUAGUGAAGGAUAUGUUUGGAUCAUUACAGAUGGACUAUCGAAUUUGUUGGAUCCGAUGGGAGCCGAAAUCAUCGGUUCGAUGCAAGGUGUGUUGGGAAUAAGGCCAUACAUACCACAGUCUAAACGCCUGGAGAAGUUUAAAAAGAAAUGGAAACGUGGGAUUCACUCUAGUUCGACCAAACUAAACAUUUAUGGGUAUUGGGCAUAUGAUACCGUUUGGGCACUAGCUAAGUCUGUCGAAAUGGUUCCACAUAAGAGUUCUGGUGUUACGAGACGAAGUAACCGGAGAAAUGCAAGUCAGAUUCCUGAAAUAAGAGUUUCUGCAGUAGGUCGGUCGAUCCGAAAUGAGAUAGUGAAAAAGAAAUUUAAAGGUCUCAGUGGAGAUUUCAGUUUGGUUAGGGGACAGUUGCAGUCUUCAGCUUUUGAAAUCAUCAACGUGGUAGAUAAAAUGGAAAAAGUUAUAGGGUAUUGGACCGUUGAGAAUGGAUUGACAGCAGAACUAGGCAAACCUGUGAAGGCAACAUAUUCGACCUCAUAUCAUGAACUUAAACCACCUAUCUGGCCGGGAAACACGAAAGCUAAGCCCAGAGGUUGGACGAUACUGGUUGUUGGUAAGAAAUUAAGGAUUGAGGUCCCUGUGAAACCUGGCUUUGAUGCAUAUUUGAAAGUGAAUCGCGACCCUUACACUGAUGAGUUCAUCGUAAUGGGGUUCUCUUAUGAUGUGUUCAAGGAGGCAUUAGCGAUUUUACCUUUUCCCAUUGGUAACGACACAAGUUCAGGAACAUACAACGAGCUUCUUUACGACGUCAAACUUCAGAAAUUUGAUGCUGCAGUGGGAGAUAUAACAAUUCUGGCAAAUCGAUCUCGAUACGUAGAUUUUACAUUGCCUUACUUGCAAUCACAUGUGUCCAUGGUUGUGAAAAGAAAAGAUGAUGGGAGAAAGAAUAUGUGGAUAUUCUUAAAGCCUCUGAGUUGGGAUCUUAGGCUUAGUAGUGUGGGUUUUGGAACACCGAAUCAACAACGAGUUUGGGGGUUCGGCACGGCAACAAGUCGGAACGGUUUUUGGUUCUCCUUUUCAACUCUAGUGUUUGCUCAUAGGGAGAAGAUCAUAAGCAAUCUGUCAAGAGUCGUGCUGAUUAUAUGGAUAUUCGUGGUACUCAUCCUCACCCAAAGUUACACUGCAAGUCUGGCCUCGAUGCUAACCGUGCAACGACUGCAACCGGCAGUAGUAGACGUCAAUGAGCUAAAAAAGAACGGCGAUUUUGUAGGAUACGAGACCGGUUCCUUUGUGAAAGACCUUUUGGUAAAGCAAUUGGACUUAGAUGAGUCUAAGUUGAAGAACUAUGGUACUGCAGAGGAGUUUGACGAAGCAUUAUCAAAGGGAAGCCAAAAUGGUGGUGUCGGUGCGAUUUUCGGAGCACAGCACUGUGUCGAGCUUUUUCUUGCCAAGUACUGCAACAAAUAUAUGACAGCCGGACCGACCUACAAAACCGACGGACUUGGUUUCGCCUUCCCACAAGGAUCUCCUCUAGUGGCCUACAUAUCCAGGGCAAUCUUGAGUGUGACUGAAAACAAAUUAAAAAUGGAUGCUUUGGAACAAAAAUACUUUUCACAACUAAAACCUUGUCAAAUCGGCAGCGAACGAACUACGAUUUCGUCCGAUAGUCUCGGCUUGUACAGCUUCGGGGGUCUCUUCAUCAUUACGGCGGUUGCUUCAGUGUGUUCACUCAUCAUUUACUUCACUGAAUUUCUGCAAUCUCAUUGGAACGCAGCCCACACCGUGCAUGACAGUUCGGUUUGGUCUAGAAUUAGUGAAUUGGUAAAGUAUUUUGAUGGCCAAUCUCCUCCACAAAGUGUCGUAGCUUUGGCUAAUGACGGGCAUGAAGGUGCCGAUGCUGUUGUUGGUGACAAUAUUCCUCCGAGUCACAGGGAGGGCUUCUGUCAGUUGCGGGUUCUCAAGCCAAAACAGGAAUUGGUUUUGCAGUGGGAUGCUUUACUUUGGGCACCAACAAGACGUCGUUCCCUUGUUUCUAGUCCUUGGCUUAAGGAGGAAGGGAGUGAGGGGAUCUUCAAUUCGAGUGCGAGAGAUUCCAGAAGUGUGAAAUCGGGUGUUCAUGAACGUCUAAAUGGGGUGAGUGCUGCUGAUGUGGAAAUGGUUAUUGUGGAGGAAGAAAAUCCCAUAAAUGAACCAAAGAAUGCGAAGAGGCUGAGGAGUCUUCAAGCAAGUUUGAAUAUGCAAAAAGAGAACAGUUUGGUGAUUCCAAAUGAUAACAUAUCGGCAGGCCUGAUUGAUCAGGCCAAUCGAACACAAUGA
Messenger RNA from Hibiscus syriacus, 2991 nucleotides. Its product is annotated as glutamate receptor 2.1-like. Lineage: Eukaryota; Viridiplantae; Streptophyta; Magnoliopsida; Malvales; Malvaceae. The record is from RefSeq and is a predicted model, not a curated record. Gene Ontology annotation, cellular component: plasma membrane. The coding region runs from base 4 to 2991 and encodes 995 amino acids. Gene Ontology annotation, molecular function: ligand-gated monoatomic ion channel activity; signaling receptor activity. The transcript has 8 exons.